Messenger RNA from Anneissia japonica, 3209 nucleotides. Its product is annotated as phosphoethanolamine N-methyltransferase-like. NCBI's taxonomy places the organism in Eukaryota, Metazoa, Echinodermata, Crinoidea, Comatulida, Comatulidae. The transcript is spliced from 13 exons. Bases 245 to 1690 code for a protein of 481 amino acids. The record is from RefSeq and is a predicted model, not a curated record. Gene Ontology annotation, molecular function: S-adenosylmethionine-dependent methyltransferase activity.
UAUAGUUUGAGCACAGACGGGCCGCAAACGAGGAAAGUUUACCAUGGCAGUGUGUGACAAUAUUUUCCAGUGGCAGAGGGGACGGCACAGGGGAUAUGGCCAAAGCAAACAAAAUAUGAAACCUGCUGGACCCCUGUCGAAGCAAUCAGUUCGUUCGUUCGUUCAUUCGUUGGAGAACAUUGGACCUUUCCUCUCCCCCAAGUAAACGGUUAGAUGCCAAGAGGGAGAUAGAACCAGAGAAGAAAUGUCUGCAUUUUGGCAGCAGCAUUCCCAAGAGGCAACUUUGGAGAAGAUGUUUCUGGAUUCGCAAGUUAAAGAGAUCAGUCAGGUUGAAGAAAUUGAGAUACUUAAUCUGAUGUGUGAUGUUAAAGAGAAAAAUGUCCUGGAAUUAGGAAGUGGAAUUGGGAGGUACACUGGUAAGCUGGCUUUGGAUGCUAAUCAUGUGACAAGCCUAGAUUUUAUGGAAUCGUUUGUCCUCAAGAGCAAGGAAAUAAAUGGUCAUAUGAAAAACAUAACGUUCCUCACAGCAGAUGUUACUAGUCAGGAUUUUGAACCAGAAAGCUUUGAUGUUGUUUUCAGUAAUUGGUUGCUAAUGUACCUCAGUGAUGAUGAAGUGAAUGACCUUCUCAUCAAAAUAGUUAAGUGGACAAAACCAGGAGGCAAUAUUUUUUUCAGGGAAUCUUGUUUUAGAAUACCUGGUGUCAGUAAACUAGACUUCAACCCCACCAACUACCGUACACCGUCUGUCUACUCUGCUAUGUUUCAACUUGCGAAGGCAGGAACUCCACCACAUGGUUUAGAUAUCCUUUUCUGUAGGAACCUCAAAAGCUUUAUGGAGUUAAAGAAGAACCAUUAUCAAUGUGUCUGGUUAUUGGAGAAAGCUUUCAGAACAACUACCAGUAGUCAACAUGGUUACAAUACUUUCCAGCAGUUUCUAGACAACCAACAGUACACUCAGAAUGGUAUCUUAAGGUAUGAGAGGAUUUUUGGACCUGGUUUUGUCAGUACAGGUGGAAAAGACACUACUGAGGAGUUUGUUGCCAUGUUGGAUUUAAAACCAGGUCAGAAAGUAUUGGAUGUUGGCUCAGGAAUUGGUGGAGGGGAUUUUUACAUAGAACAGAAAUAUGGCGCUGAUGUUCUUGGUAUAGAUUCAUCAGUUAACAUAGUUGAGAUUGCCAUGGAGCGAUCGCCUGCAGACACUAAGGUACAGUUCCAAAUAUGUGAUGUCACAACGGUGGAGUUUGGGUCGGAGAGUUUUGACGUUGUUUACAGCAGAGAUACGUUGCUUCAUAUAGCUGACAAACCUGCAGUUUUCAAGAAGUUUAUGAGGUGGUUGAAACCUGGUGGUAAGCUGUUAAUAUCCGAUUACUGCCAUGGCGAUUGUGAGCAUUCUGAGAAAUUCAAGUCGUAUGUUGCUCAGCGGGGUUACGUUUUGUAUACGGUACAACGGUACGGCAAGAUGUUGGAAGAAGAUGGAUUUGUUAAUGUUAAAGCUGAAGAUCGAUCCAAACAGUUUGCUAGUAUUCUAAAACAAGAGCGAGCUCAGACAGAGGCGAACAAGCAAGAUUUUAUAAAAGAUUUUUCUGAAGCUGACUACAACUAUAUUGUAGAUGAAUGGGCAGACAAGUUGGGACAUGUUGAGAUGGGAGACCAAGCAUGGGGCUUAUUUUAUGCCGAAAAACCCCUUUAAAUUAAAAGGGUUUCCAGCAUAAGCUGUGAUUAGUGAAUUUAACUAAUCUUUUAUCAAACAUAUUUAAGCUUUAAUUAUAGUAUUUUAAUAACUUUUUGUAUAUAAGGGCAUUAUGAUUUGCUAUCAUAUUUUAACUUGCAUGUAGAUAAAAAAAAUUACAGUACUUUCUUGAUAGACCAAUUAAGACAUAUUUGUGAUAUAACACAGUACUAGACACUGACGUUGGCCGUCAGAGUCACAUGACUAAAAAAAAAAACACGGAGCAAUGCUCAUAGGAAAAUGCAUGGCUUCUUCUGAGUGCUUCAGCUGCAUAUACAGUAUAGUAAUGUCGAAUAAUGUUUGUACUCUAAAAAUUGUCCCGAAUUUUAUCUUUGCUAAUUUUCCUAAAGAUACAAAUUGAUGUAUUUUAAAGAGUUUGCCUGAGUGCUUAAGUGUGAACAGAUUUACCAGUGAUUCUGUAAUUCGAGUGGGAUUCGCUGUGAUUUUCUAUGAUUGCUUUAUGAUGGAAUAACCUUAAAAUCUGCAAAGGGUGCGGGAAUUAGUAUAGGAACAUAUUUGAACCAUCACACUGCCUUUCCUUGCCAUUUUUCUCACAUCAUAACAUUUACUGUUAUACAUAUACAUUAUUCACCACUGUAUGUUUUCACCAUACUAAACGUAUCCAUGACUACUACUAGUUCUGGGUCACCGAUUGUGACCUACAUUAGAAGACCAAAGUACAGAGUAGAAACUUUCAUGAAUUAUAAAUAACAAAGGAAAGAAAGAACCUUAUUCUAUCAAUGUCAUUUUGGAGAGAACUUUAUUCUCCCUUGAGUUGGCUAUGAUAAUGAAUUGUGUAUUUUAUCAUUGAGGUACAGUAUGGUUUUUAUGAAAUUUGAGCAUUUUUCAUUUAUUAUUUGGUGAAAUAUUUGUGAAAUAGCAACAGUAAUUGUUUGUUGUUUUUUUUUAUUGUUAAAGUACUCUUACAAAAAAGUUUUUCGUUUAUUAUGUGGUUAUAUGCAGGACAGACAUUUGCAUCCAGAGAGUUAUUGAGAUUGAUUGAUAAUCAGUAUUAUCAUUUAAGUUCAUUGAAUUAUAUUAGUAUAUUAUUAUUGUUGUUGAAUGUUAUUUUUCAUUUAUUAUGUCAUAUGUAGAAAAUAAUUAUUCAUGAAUGAAUAAAUUAACAGGUAAUUUAUAAAUUGUCUUUUCUCUGUCCUAUCAAUAGUAAGGCCUAUAAUAAUAUUUUUAACAAUAAAUAUUUAAAUAAUACAAUUUUAAAAUAGUGGUACUAAGGUAUAAGCUAGUACAGUGUAUGUUUAUAGUACUGUAUUCAGUGGCCAAAAAAAAAUACAUACGGCUAAGGAGCAGAAUGGGGAACAAAGGUUGGGGUUUCAAGCGAGGGGAGCUGGUUGAGGAAAGCAAUAUACAAGUGAUUUUCAUCUACUUGAGUGAUUUUUUUUGGCUCGGCAAAUGCCCAUUGGGUAAUACCUGAGGGGUACAAGCUAUUUUACCUUACUCUUAUGCUGCUAACAGCCUGGGU